Molecule: messenger RNA, 1739 nt
Organism: Bemisia tabaci
Lineage: Eukaryota; Metazoa; Arthropoda; Insecta; Hemiptera; Aleyrodidae
Source: RefSeq, a predicted model, not a curated record
UUGGCGCGUUGGCGCCUGUGAGUUUCGAACACUGAUCGCAAAAUAUGCCACGUCACUGUUUCGAACGUCAAGCGACUAAGAAAAUUACGAACAGAAAAUUUUGAGAAUUUGGGAGGAGGUGAAUCGUUGAACGGAUACCGCCCUCCGGAAAAUACACUUACCUCCCGUGAUGGAUGUGCGGGGCGCUGCGGGGGGGUCUGGGGGCGUUGUCCUCUCUCCCAGCAGAUUUGCGUAAGACGCAAGUUUUUACGGAAACAUACGGUGCGACAGGGCAAGUUUCUGUCAUUCCGAGUACUUUUUUGAAAGGAAAAAUUUAUUGAUUACAGAAAAGUUUUUCCCACGAAAAUGACCGGAUCAAUCGCAUCUACAAAAAUACAGAAUUGCUUAGAUUUGAGAGACAGGUUGAUGAUGGCGAUGACGGAAUGGAAGGAGAGUAUAUGGGCGAAUUUUGGUGUGCGUUCGGUGUAUUAUUGGUUUGGUUCGUUCAUUUGUGCCUGAGCAAUCAUUAUCUCAUCUGGUACGGUCACGAGGUAUUCAGCGGGAUCCAGAAGAUCAACCUGUUUUGGAGGAAUGAGACAUUCUGGUACCACAUGAAGGAUCCUAAGUUUAACUUCACCAUCUUGGAUGUUUAUGAUGUUUGGAAUAAAACGAGAUACAAUUCCCAGCAAGCAGUGCUCAAUCUCGGAUUGAGUUUACUAUCCAGGCUUUACAAGGGUGCAAGUAACUUGACUACUUCCAUAUUUGGCCAAGAAGUGGCGAAUAAGUUAUUUUCGGAAAGGGUGCUAGUUGGGCUGACUGUGUGGAAUUUCCCGGAAUAUUUCCAAUCUACAAGGAACAGCACGAGCGCAAUACAACCGGGUAUUUCAAAUCUUCCAAUGGAUGACACUUUCAGUGCCUUUGCUACUGCCUUUCAUAAGAAUUAUUCACAAGAAGAAAAGGAUCAUAGACAAAACAAUUUCCAGGAAAAUCUAAAGCUCAUUGCUAAAUUGAAUACAGCAAAACUUGGAACUGCAACAUUCGCUGUUACGCCUUAUACAGAUUUUUCUCAAACCGAAUUUCAGCGUAAGUACUGUACCUAUCAUUCUACGUACGAUGGUCGAGCUUUUUACUCUGAUGAAGAAACCAUCAACGUAGGACCAACACCGGAGCAAUUUGAUUGGAAAACAAGAGGACUCGUUUCAAAAGUGAAAAAUAACGAAAACUGCGGAAGCGGCUGGGCAUAUGCAGUUGUGGACUGUCUAGAGAUGCACAACGCAAUUCGCCGGAAUUCAUCUGUUGUUGAAUAUUCUGCACAGCAAAUAGUAGAUUGCGAUAAGAACUCUCGAGGUUGUGCGGGUGGAAGUGUGACAAAUGCUUACAAGUAUAUAAAAGACGCCGGAGGCCUUGCAUUGGAGCGUUCGUACCCAUACACUUUCAGAGAAUCAAGUUGCUUGUUUGAGCCAUCAAUGGCCAAGAUCAGAAUAAAAAGCACAUUUUACACUUUGCCACCCAGCGAGGAAACUAUACGCCACUUCAUCUACAAUUACGGUCCAGUUGUUGCAGCCAUCAAUUGCGCUCAGUUACAAUUUUAUAAAAGAGGGGUGAUUCGAUGUAACGAUGAGAACUGCAAUCCAAGGCACAUGAAUCACGCUGUGGUCGUGGUUGGAUACGGUGUCGAGGGUUCCAGGGGCGCGAACAGUACAUCUGGUAUACCGUAUUGGCUCGUUAAAAACAGCUGGGGAACUGCUUGGGGAGAAGAG